AUGACGGACACGCAAACACUCAUCGAAUAUUCUGAAGAGGCGCACAAUAUAGCAAAUCAUCAGUGUAUACCUAGACAGCUGGGGCAACCUUCGUACACAGCGGCGUACUACUCCCAAUACCAGCCAGGGCUGUUCGGCCUCCUGACUAGCCCGGGGAUCCAGCAGCAGAACUUCGAUCCAGCCCCAGAGAUGGACACGAGACACUACCAGUAUCCCUCGUUCUUGACGUCGACUAUAUUUAUGCCACCUCACAUGCCGGAGGCUCUUGGACCUUUAGACCCAACGCACGUCUCCCUGUCACCGAAAACGCCCUCAGUACGCGCCCUGGGUUCUACAUUUGAGGUUCCUGUUGUGGCACUACAACACGGCGAUGCGACUCAACAGGCGUAUGCAGAGUACCCACUGCACGCCGCACCUGUACAGGGUCAGUGUGAAAACGAAGACCUCGAGGCUGCGUCAGCCACACUUACUGCGCCAACUGCGCUAGAGCGUGACUUCGCCCACAACAAUGCUCCGGGUGCCGAAGUUCGCCUGCCACACACAACGUCGUGCGGUCCGGGCCAGCGCGGAAUAAUUCCCCCCUCUCCACCCGUAUCAUUGAAGGCGACAUCGAUCGAGCAUGAUCCCGCAAUUCCACAAGCGCAUACUCUGACAACACAGGGCCAGCCGCUUUGUGAUGCCAUCAAGCAACCCUCGUAUUUGCUUGGAAACGUCGACGGUGUCUGCGCUCCAUCCUUGCAGUCGAGCUCCGUCGACGUAUGCGGAGCAUCUCUCGAACUACUAGCAAUCCCUCGAAGAGUUUCGCCGCCGCCGCCGCCAUCCCCGACGUCUUUUCGUUGUCAUCGGCCAAACUGCAAUAGGUCUUUCGCGAAGAAAAGAAGUUUGAAAUAUCACCUCGAGAUCGGCUGGUGUGCCGGUGCGCCAUCUAGCGAAACCAGGGCUACGCAAGCUGUACUUGCUCAACGGGGGCUGUCGGAUGAGAACGACCUCUCUAAGGACCAGGCGCGGGAAGUUCAAGACGAAGUUCAACGUCGCCUCCGCCCCUUUGCGUGCAACGUAGAUGGGUGCACACAUCGAUACAAGGGCAUGAGCGGCUUGUGUUAUCAUUAUCGCCGCUCGGGACAGCAUGGACUCAAUGGCCUUCGUCUUCUCGCAUCUGGACAGCACGAAUGCCUUCAAAAUCGCACUGGCCGUGCUCUCCAUGCAACUCAGACGGCAGCAACGGCGGAGCUGGCAAUAUUCGAUGAUGAAAGAGAUGUAUCUGCGUCUGUCUCUGGUGCAUUGGAGGAACCGCCCGUUCCCGGGGUGUGA
Molecule: messenger RNA, 1311 nt
Organism: Peniophora sp. CBMAI 1063
Lineage: Eukaryota; Fungi; Basidiomycota; Agaricomycetes; Russulales; Peniophoraceae
Source: the annotation of a GenBank genome assembly